Molecule: messenger RNA, 1270 nt
Organism: Dendrobium catenatum
Lineage: Eukaryota; Viridiplantae; Streptophyta; Magnoliopsida; Asparagales; Orchidaceae
Product: probable carboxylesterase 8
Exons: 5
Coding region: 1-1263 (420 amino acids)
Molecular function (GO): hydrolase activity
Source: RefSeq, a predicted model, not a curated record
AUGGGUGAUGGGCUCGCGGCGGAUGACGCUCGUCCUCUAAAGGUGGGAGUAGGUUGCGAUGGAGACGCAGGCGUCGACCUCUCCGCCUCCGAUCGAAGAGGCAGGCUCCGUCUCCGUGGCGGCCGCCACAGGGUGACGAAGCGAGUCAACAUCAGCAGGCGCUCAGUAAGAAAGGACGCCGUGAGGAAGAGACUCGAUCCGAUUAAGGAUACGAUUCCUGCUUUAUCGACUUUGAUUGGAUUUACUAGAUCGUACGAUUUCAUUGAUUUCAUCCGAUUUGAUUGCUGUUGCAUCGACAUUGAGCUUAUAGAUUCACUGUUUGUCUACGUUUCUACCGGUAUAUUGAUUGACUGCAUGGAUUACUGUAGAAUAGAUGAGAUUUAUCGUAAUGCGGAUCCCUCCCUCCCCGCCCUAUCCAAAGACCUACCUCUCAACCCCACCCACCACACCUGGAUCCGUCUCUUCCUGCCCAACUCCCCUCUUCCGGCCCCGAACAGCCUCCCCAUCAUCUUCUACUUCCACGGAGGCGGCUUCAUCCUCUUCAGCGCUGCCUCCGCCCCCUUCCACGCCUCCUGCUCAAGCCUCUCCGCCUCCCUCCCCGCCCUCGUCCUUGCCGUCGAAUACCGCCUCGCCCCUGAGCACCGCCUCCCCGCCGCCUACCACGACGCCAAUGACGCCCUCCUCUGGCUCCGCGAACAAGCCCUAAACCCCUCCGCCGCUGACCCCUGGCUUCGCGCUCACGCGGACUAUUCCCGCUGUUUCCUCAUGGGCAGCAGCUCCGGCGGAAACAUCGCCUACCGCGCUGCGCUCCACGCAGCAAAGUUCGAUCUUGAACCACUGGGGCUGAAAGGAUUGAUGCUGAACCAGCCGUAUUUCGGCGGGGAGAAGCGGACAGAAUCGGAGGAGAGGAUGGCGAAGGACAAGAUCAUCCCGCUUCCGGUGAACGAUCUGAUGUGGCAGCUGUCGCUGCCGGAGGGAGCAAACAGGGAACAUAUAUUCUGCAAUCCGACGGCGAAGGAGGAGGAGGGGGUGGAGAGAUUGCCUCGGUGCUUGAUUCGGGGGUAUGUGGGGGAUCCGCUCAUCGAUCGGCAGCGGCAGCUUGCUCGGAUGUUGAAGAAGAGAGGGGUGAAGGUUGUGGAGUUACUGGAGGAAGAGGGACACCACGCCGUCGAGCUUUUCAAGCCUGAAAAAGCUGCAGAUUUCGUCGAACAUGUUCGGGGCUUCGUCUGCGGUUUGGCGGGCGUCGGCGAGCAUAAGCUCUGAAUGGUGU